This is a messenger RNA of Fibroporia radiculosa, 669 nucleotides long. RefSeq lists its product as uncharacterized. The transcript has a single exon. The record is from RefSeq and is a predicted model, not a curated record. NCBI's taxonomy places the organism in Eukaryota, Fungi, Basidiomycota, Agaricomycetes, Polyporales, Fibroporiaceae. Bases 1 to 669 code for a protein of 222 amino acids.
AUGAACGAUCAAGGCAAAGUGGCGGUGGUAAUCAAGUACGACGACACCGGGGAUCCUCAUAUAACUUUGUACGCCCCGAUACCCUUGAGUCAGAACGAACAGACUAUUCCCGCUCUCUAUCUCUCUGCAUGUGAUAAUGUUUUUCCUUACUUACAGUCUCUGUACACUAAAGACACCUCGAAUACCUCGAGCGCAUCCACUGAUGCCGCGACUUGGGCUUUGAGCUUUCUAGCAGCUGCCAAUUUCCCGAUUCCCGAGUCUUGGCCAGUAGUUCCUCAUAGUAUCUCUGUUUCCUCACAAGCACCUAGUGCGACCUCGAAAUUGUCAUUUUCUCCUUCUGUUUUGCCUUACAAUAUUUCUUUGAUUUCUUCUCCAAACCUCGUAAAUGCCCCGAUAAAAUCCCAGAACUCCUACAAUACCGUUUCAUUUGAUUUGGACUUACAAGAAUUGACGCCCGUAGAUGAUGACAGCAAUGAUGAAGACGAAGAACCGAUAUACGAAUCAUUCGCAGGCACAAAGAAGAAGUAUAAACCAGUCACCUUGAAGACUCGGCCAGUCCUCGGGGCCGUUGACGAACAGUUUUGUAUUUGUCGCAACAUCAAGGGCGAUCCCCUCGGAACCAUGCCGACACUCUCGAAGCACCCGCCACCGUUCGUGCCUACCGGCUGA